AUGUCCACAGAAGACGACCCCAUCAUCUCCUCCUACGACAUCACCCUCAACGACUCCGACAUCUCCCGCUACGUCCUGCAAUACCUCGACCGUCCCGCAGGCCACAACUACGAUGACCGGCACGGCCAAAAACCCACUUCGCUGCGCCUGAAGCCCCGCACGGGCCUUGUCGAGGUCGACGUCCCUGUGAACACGCGCGUUAACUACGAUGUCGAGAAGGGGUUGAGGUAUGGGGAUGCGCUGAAGAAGAGUCGGGGCGCGAGGGAGGGCGCGGGGUAUGGGAUGGCGGGGGGGUUUAGUGUUGCUGGUGGUGGUGGGGGGAAGGUGAAGACGGAGGGGGGAGCUGCAGGGAAUGGCGGGGAUGUGGAUAUGGGGGGCAUGGGGACGGGGGAGGCGAGUUUGUUGAGGGUUCAGACGUUGGGUGGGAGGAUUAAGAUUCCGGAGGAGGGGGAUCCGGUUUAUAUGUUGGCUGCUUUUAGGGAUGGAAAUUUACAUCUCUCGCCCGUGACGGCUGUCGUGCAGCUCCAUCCGCAGCUGCAUCAUCUGGAUGCGCUGGAUGAGAUCCCUGCGAAAGGACGAGGCGGGAAGGGAGCGCGGAAAGAAGGGGAGGAAGAGAGGCAGGCUGAGAGCGAAGCGCGGGCAAUCGAUGUCAAGAUCAAGGCUGCUGAGGAGGGCGGCGCUGCGGUGGUUGCGGGCAACCUGGACCUUUUGAAGAAGAUGCAGGAUGAGAAGUGGGGGCGGUAUGAGUGGGUUGAUGCUGAGACGGAGGAAUCGUGGGACGUGUACGAGAACUUCAUGAUGCAUCAGGAUGUGGAGAACCUCCCGCAGCUUGAGUCGGCGAUCAAUAGCGAGGAGUAUCUCGACCGGAUGAGUGCGCCUCGAAUUGAUCCUGCGCGGCCAGAGAUGACGGGGUGGGCGAUGAAGCAGAACCGGUCGACCCAGCGUGGGUAG
Molecule: messenger RNA, 951 nt
Organism: Aspergillus candidus
Lineage: Eukaryota; Fungi; Ascomycota; Eurotiomycetes; Eurotiales; Aspergillaceae
Exons: 3
Coding region: 1-951 (316 amino acids)
Biological process (GO): DNA-templated transcription
Cellular component (GO): nucleus; RNA polymerase III complex
Source: RefSeq, a predicted model, not a curated record